This is a messenger RNA of Stomoxys calcitrans (stable fly), 1986 nucleotides long. RefSeq names its product alkylated DNA repair protein alkB homolog 8. The record is from RefSeq and is a predicted model, not a curated record. The transcript has 2 exons. The coding region runs from base 94 to 1968 and encodes 624 amino acids. Gene Ontology annotation, molecular function: tRNA binding; S-adenosylmethionine-dependent methyltransferase activity. Gene Ontology annotation, cellular component: cytoplasm; nucleus. Gene Ontology annotation, biological process: tRNA wobble uridine modification. NCBI's taxonomy places the organism in Eukaryota, Metazoa, Arthropoda, Insecta, Diptera, Muscidae.
AAAACCCUGUGAAUGCAUUGAAGUUAAUAAUCAAAACAGAAUAAAAACAAUUGCUUUUGAUAAAACAACUUUGACUUCUUAAGAUUUUCCACCAUGUCUCCCAAUUAUCACUCCAGGAAGUUGGACAAAAAACAGAGGCGCUGUUUGGCUAUUAUUCACAAUGAAUGCAAAAUAGAACCGUUAACGGAAGGCGUCUCUAAAUACGUGGCCAUUUUGAAUGCGGGCUUAUCGACCGGCCUUACCGAGGAGGUGGUCUUAGAAACGGCGGAGAAAUAUGGAAAAAUCAAUCGACUACUCAUGCUGCCAAAUAAGUCCUAUUGCUUUAUGGAGUGCUUCUCUGAAGAGGAUGCUGAAAAUAUUGUCAAUAGUAUGAAUGGCAUUGCGGAAAUUGGUCAAAAAGGGGCAGUUAUUUAUUUGGGCUAUUUUGUGGAAUUACCUUCAGCUGAAGAUUCAAAUUGGUUAAAACCUGUGCCGGAGGGCCUUAUUCUAAUAAAUGAUUUUGUUAGCGAACAAGAAGAAAAGGACAUAUUAGCCGCCAUCAAAACGGAGGAUGUCACAGACGUCGAUGCUGCUUUGAAACACAGAAAAGUCAAGCAUUAUGGUUACGAAUUUAUAUAUGGGCUAAACAAUGUUGAUCACAACCAGCCACUGGCAAAUGGUAUUCCUAAAGAAUGCGAUACAUUUUGGGAUAGACUUCAUGAAUUUAGCAUUAAUCAAGGCUGCGAGUUUGAGUGGUUUACUCCUGAUCAGUUAACUGUGAAUUCCUAUGAACCUGGUCAAGGCAUACCUCCACAUGUGGAUACUCACAGUGCAUUUUUAGAUCCCAUAUUGUCGCUUUCACUGGAAAGUGAUGUGGUUAUGGAAUUUCGCAAAGGAUUGGAGAAAAGAUCAGUUCUGCUACCCCGCCGUUCGCUAUUAGUUAUGUCGGGGGAGUCUCGUUAUGAUUGGACUCAUGGCAUAACUCCAAGGAUACUGGACGUAGUCAUGACCACCCAUGGAAACCUCACGACCCAAAGACGUUCAAAGCGUACAUCUCUAACUUUUCGAAAACUUAGAAAAGGUCCCUGCAUAUGCAAAUUUCCCACACUGUGUGAUACCAAGAUUAAUGAACUUCAGAACACAGAGUCCACUAUAGAUACUGGCAAGGCUGCUCUCUUGGAAGAGGUGAAUGUCCAUAAAGUAUAUGACCAUAUUGCAGAACAUUUUAGUGAAACCCGUCAUUCACCCUGGCCCCAAGUAACAGAGUUUCUCAAAAGCUUUGCCAAAGGCUCGAUACUCUUGGAUGUGGGUUGUGGCAAUGGCAAAUAUUUAAACUGUAAUCCUGAUAUGCUAAAUAUAGGCUGUGAUCGUAGUCGCGGCUUGCUUAAGGUUUGCUCCUCACUGAGUUAUCAAACGUUCAGAUGUGAUUGCAUCUAUGUGCCCAUCAGAUCCAGCAGUGUAGAUGGCUGUAUUAGCAUUGCAGUUAUCCAUCAUUUGGCAACAAAGGAAAGACGUCUUAUGGCUAUAAAGGAGUUGGCACGUAUUCUAAGACCCUCUGGUAGAGGACUCAUCUACGUUUGGGCCAAAGAUCAAAAUGCCAAUAAUAAAAAAUCCUCUUAUUUGAGACAAAAUAAAUCGGUAAAUAAACAAAAGACCACUGAAAUGCAGCAGAGGCAACAGACGCAACAACAGUUGGAAGAACAGGCCAAGGAGUCCCCUGUCUCUCUGCCAGUGCAUACAAAUCGCACAGAAUUUCUGCAGCAAGAUGUUUUGGUGCCUUGGAAAAUAAAAUCAGCCUCCAGCCAACAGCAGCCACUGGAAAUAGAACAGUCAACAUUUUUACGUUACUAUCAUGUAUUUGAAGAAAAUGAGCUGGAAUCACUGCUGGAGGAGGUACCCGAUGUUAAACUUGUGCGCAGUUACUAUGAUCAGGGAAAUCACUGUGCAAUAUUUGAGAAACUUAGUGUGCCUAAGUCACCUGCCAAAUAAAUAAAUGAAGGCAAUCAA